AUGAGCGCACCCGGAAAACAUAACCUCACCGGUUACGAGUGUGCUCUGUGCGUAGAACCCCCCAACGAGGAAAGCCAGAUGGUAUUCUGCGAGAAAUGCCAGGGUUUUUUCCAUCUCCAAUGCGCCGGGGUCACCGAAGCCAACAAGGACCUGUCAUUCACUUGCAAGAAGUGCACUGGCCUGGGUGAUGCGGUCGACCAAACCGGCGACGAAGAUGACGGAGCAACCGUCGUGGAAGACUCCAAGAAAGUGGACGAAACCCUGCCAGGCAAGCCCAACCCAUCGGUCAUCAAUAAGCCGGAUGGGUCAACAGAGCAGGAGGACGCGGAGCUGCAGCAUCGGCUCGAAAUGCAGCAACUCCAGGAAGCUUUUCAAAAUCAACUCCGUCGAGAGCAGGAAAAGCGAUUGAUGAUUCUUCGUCUCGAGCGGCAGAUGCUGGAGCAAAAGGCGGCGCUGGAUGCCGAUUUGAACCAGCGGAGAAAUGAACUCUACGUGGAAUUCAGACACGUAGUCAACGGGUCGCAAGAAGAAGAAGGUGCUACCGCCGGGGCCGAAUCCACAGAAUCAAUUCCAGUGGCCAGCACCACCGCUACCGGCGCCGUCUCCGCGGCUGACUCCGAACCCAGCGGCGGCUCAGAACCCAGCGCCGGCCCCGAAUCCAGUGCCGGUUCCAAAUCCAGCGCCGGCUCCGAAUCCAGCGCCGGCCCCGAAUCCAGCGCCGGCUCCGAACCCAGCGCCGGCCCCGAAUCCAGCACCGGUUCCAAAUCCAGCGCCAGCUCCGAAUCCAGCGCCGGCCCCGAAUCCAGCGCCGGCUCCGAACCCAGCGCCGGUUCCAAAUCCAGCACCGGCCCCGAAUCCAGCUCCGGCUCCGAACCCAGCGCCGGCCCCGAAUCCAGCGCCGGUUCCAAAUCCAGCGCCGGCUCCGAAUCCAGCGCCGGCUCCGAAUCCAGCGCCGGCCCCGAAUCCAGCGCCGGCCCCGAAUCCAGCGCCGGCUCCGAACCCAGCGCCGGCCCCGAAUCCAGCGCCGGCCCCGAACCCAGCGCCGGCCCCGAAUCCAGCGCCGGUUCCAAAUCCAGCACCGGAUUUCUACGACGUGCCCGAACUGACUAG
Molecule: messenger RNA, 1110 nt
Organism: Culex pipiens pallens (northern house mosquito)
Lineage: Eukaryota; Metazoa; Arthropoda; Insecta; Diptera; Culicidae
Product: brain acid soluble protein 1-like
Exons: 2
Coding region: 1-1110 (369 amino acids)
Source: RefSeq, a predicted model, not a curated record